CAACAAUGACGGUACGAGGACCCAGGAGGCCAAAAAGGUCCGUAGUCACAAAAUAACGACCGACAUAGAAGACAAGUUUUCACCACUUGUGGCUCCUCAGACUGAUCACAAAUUCCCUUUACCAUGGCGGUCUCGUUCUCCGCCGCGGAGGGUAUCGAGGGUCGGCAGCGCAAGCUUGUCCAAAUUGUGGAGAAGCUGCAGCAAGUGCCCUCGUCUACGGUCCCGGAGUCGAACCUGCUCACCCAGUUGGUGAAGCUGUUCCACCCCAGUCGCGGCCUACCAGUGACCGAAUUCCGCAGCUGCUGCUUCCUCUUGUACCAGAUCGCGCGGCAGAUCGUGCGCAGUCUGCUGCGAGAGGAGUACGAAAAAGUCGAAUCGUCGAGCGUCGAGGACACAAGGACACCGAUUCAGCGCGGGAUUCUUCAAAACCAACAGGGCACGUAUCCCCACACGUUCGACCAAUUGAUCGUCUGCGCGGACUGCAUCGUGAACUGCCUCACGCAGCUCGCUCUGGACUCCGAAAUUGCAACGACCUGGCCGGUGGAAACCCUGCUCGAGUUUCACGUGUUUGCCGUGGAGUUGCUGCAAAAGCAGACCUUCCAAGAACAGGAUAACAACAAGGCACGGCUGCGAAGGAUACGGCAGCGCACGGUGGAAGGUUUCUCCCGCUACGCCGCGAACCAAAGCACAAAUUUACUGGCGCAGCGCAUCCUCGGACACCUGUUUUUGUUCAGUGGCGACAGAAAAAUUGCGCAAGCCUCACAGUCGCCAAGCAGUAGGGGUGUUCUGGCAUCAUCAAAACAUGAUUUUGAUUUUUCGCCAGCACAAGCACCUAUGUUCACUUCUGCACACGAGCUGGAGGAAGAGGAUCCAAUGCGGCUGCCGCGCUUGGUGACCGACCUCAUAUUCCACUUACCCGUCACCGUGGACGAUGUGCUCGAAGCGGCGAGAGCGCUCCUCGUCGAGGAAUUGUGCGCGAUUGAGACAAAAAAUAUAUUCGCACCAGCCACAGCAAGCGAGCCAUUGCUCAAGAAUUACCUUGCGCUUGAGCAAGCGGAUCUCUUCGGAGAAGAUCUUCGCGUCGACCCGUCCACGGGACUCUUCGUGGCAAAUUUGAAUCUGAACAGCCAGGAGCUUCUGCAGCAAAGCAAGCAAACCGCAGUGGAACACAAAUUGGGGCAGUGGCUGCGGGUAGAACGGACACCGAAUAAUUCUGCAUCGGAUGGUAGAGCUGCGGGAAAUGAUCGUGCGAAGGAUCAUCAGAAAGAAGUGUGGUAUGUGAUCGACCCAGUGCAGGUUUUGACGAACGCGAAAGUGCCAGGUAAUGAGAGAAAAAUCCCGCCUGGAUCGGGCACGAGCAACGCAGCAAGCAGAUCUGCGUCUACGUUGAGUUCUUCUAGUAGUAACCACGACCCGCUCGGAUCCGCGCUACAUCACCACCUCUCCCGCAUGCUUGUGGAGGACUCCGCCAACUUGCAGAAAUUUUUGGUGCAGAUUCUGAGGGUCAUUCUUCUUCUCUCUGAUCUUGACAUGGAGGUGCGUACGGAGUUUCAAACCGAGUUUUCCCCAGUGAAGCGAACUCGCAGCAACUACAACUCGGGGUCCGCUUCAGAAAGACAAGACACCUCGACCGGAACGACAGCCACAGACCACACUGCAACUCAAUCGCAGAGCUCACAAAAUAGACAGCAAAAUUCCAACUCCCCGUCGAGAAAAGCGCAGCUGGCGCGGUUCGCGACGCUGGCGAGCCAGCAGACGAAGGGCCCGACGCAGCAGAAGCCACUGAUGGUGCCAAGUACCGGGACUCUAGCGGAGGUGGAGGAGAUGCAGAAGGUGGAGGAGGAUUUCGACGAGAUCGCCAAUCACGAAGCCGUUUUAUACCAGCAGCGGUACAAGGUGUUGGCAAUCUGCGAAAAGUUUGACGCCGACAUCGACCGCGUGAUGCGCGACGCGGACAUCCAGGCCAUGUACUAUGAGGAGAUCAUGUUGCACUUUCUCCUGGAAGUCGCCGACAAACUGCAGGAAUUAAGUCCUGAAAGAAUUCAUUCCGCCGGAGGUGGAGCGGUGCGCACAACAACAGGAGCAGUGAGUUCGUCCUCCUCCUCUUCGUCGCUUUUUGGUGUUGAACACGAACUUCCGCAGCCAGCUUCUUCACCGGCCGUGCUGGGAAACGCAAUGGAAGUGUUUCGGCACAAGAAUCUCGGAGAACUGCAAGGUGGUAAAACGAUGAACAAUAACCACGUGUUUCUAACCGCUGCGGAUUUUGGGAACCGUCGCGCGUCCCCGGCUUUUCAGAAACGGAGGAGCAACAAGUCGAGCUACGCGAAGAGAACGCAACUGGGGACCAAAUUCGUGCAGCCGAAGGAGCAUGCGUUGCCGUACGCCCCGUUACUCGACGACUACGACAGCGGUCUGAUUCAGUACGGUGGUAGGUUGGAGCAGCCCUUUCCCAACUUGAACGAUAGGAUUCCCAGCGGAAGCACUUUUCGGAACAAAAACUUCCCCGAGCUGACCGUGAACACCGUUGGUGGGUACAGAAAUGGCACCGUAUCCGCGCUCGUUACGCCUUCCUCCCGGAAAAAUGGCAAUGCGCAGAUGCUUGCUGGAAGGAAGCAGCAACAAUCUUCUUCGCAAAAGCUGACACAGCUCAAGCUGCAGGCGUACUUCGCCAACCACCGCGGUCUGACAAGCGACCGCGCGGUGCAGGAUUUUUUCCACCCGCAGAAGCACCAGAGGAGGAUCGCAAUCGUGUUCGAAGUCUUCGCAGACCAUUUAGUCGACCUGAAAAACCGGAUCGACGCGCGACAGCACGUGUUCGACGAGAAGAGGCAAACGAUUGUGUCUUUCUCGGAGAACAGCAACGCGAAGUCGCAAGUAUUCGAGAGCAUGGAGCAGCUGCUGUCCGGGGAGCCCCUGUUCCGCGCACUGAGCUGGGCACUGGAUCCGGAGUUUGACGCGGAGAAGAUGCAAAAAGCGCUGCUGAAGCAAUCGGAGCUGCUCCUGUCCGAGAAGACCGCGUCGACCGUCGAAGCGCACGACUGCCAGGAGAAGCUGGUGCACCUGAUCCUGCACGAGCUGGUCCCGUUCAUGCGCGAGGAAAAGCUGGACUACGAUGUCGUGGACAAAAACAGUAAUCAGGCCGCCACCCGAGGCGACAGCAGUACGAGCUUUGACGAAAACGCGCUCAUGCAGGACGACGACGAGGAUGUCGUCGUCGCCACAGCUGCGGCCGACGAUGCAGAAGCGAAGCCAGGAACAAGUCCAUAUAGUUUUCACGUGCCGUCUUCUUCGAAGACGGUCUACCCGUCUUCGUCAUCGGGUGAGGAAACACAGACGACAAAAGACACGACGACGGAGCAGCAAAGUGCUGUGCACAGCAAGUCAUUCUCCUCUUCACGCGAGCCGCGAGGACCGCUUUCCUACGCGAUUCCGCUUCCGGUGUGCGCGCGCGAACUUCACGUGGAAGAGACGUCGUCUGGGGGCGGGAUAGCGAGCUGGUUUCGGGGGCGAGUUGGACAGAAACCAGCGCUGAAGCCGCGCCGGGAAGCAGUUUCUGAAGCGGCUUCCGCAGACACGCCAUCGGCCGCUGCAAACGCGAAAACAGCGCGCGCGGCGUACAUUGUCAGAAGCAGCGAGUGGAGGCGACUGCUGGGCAAAGGACAGCGGUCAGGCGCUGCGUUUUUGACUCAUGUGCUCGCAUUGAUCAUGGUUCAGAAGACAAGUUUUCUUUUCCUUCCGAAGCAGCAUCGUCGAAUUUUGCGCUUUUUGCACUCGCGCUUUUUGACAACUUUUGACGCUGAGGCGGUGUUGACAUUGAAAGACGAGUCAAUAAUUACUGCUCACACAUGAAAACGACGAGCCCUUCUGCAUUUUUGCGGGACAGCACAGAAGUUUCGCGCUGUCUCGGACACAGCAAUGCGGUCUGUGGCGAUUCCGAUUUUGAUCGGGUGAGUGUUUUUUUAGAUUGUUCGC
Molecule: messenger RNA, 3972 nt
Organism: Amoebophrya sp. A120
Lineage: Eukaryota; Dinophyceae; Syndiniales; Amoebophryaceae
Source: the annotation of a GenBank genome assembly